This is a messenger RNA of Panonychus citri (citrus red mite), 5307 nucleotides long. Its product is annotated as octopamine receptor beta-2R-like. Gene Ontology annotation, biological process: adenylate cyclase-activating adrenergic receptor signaling pathway. Gene Ontology annotation, molecular function: octopamine receptor activity. Gene Ontology annotation, cellular component: membrane. The transcript has a single exon. The record is from RefSeq and is a predicted model, not a curated record. The coding region runs from base 2913 to 5072 and encodes 719 amino acids. NCBI's taxonomy places the organism in Eukaryota, Metazoa, Arthropoda, Arachnida, Trombidiformes, Tetranychidae.
AUUUCAAGUGAGUUUUCAACUCAGUUCAAGUUAAAGUUUCAUCCUCUUUUUUUUCCAUCCUUUUCCUUAUUUGCACACACACACACUCACUCACUCACACCAGUCUCUCUCUCUCUCUCUCUCAUUCACACACAAACAAUUAACACGAUUAAUACUCAUUGACUUUAUAUUUUUGAUAGAUUCCACUUCCCUCACUGCCUCAUCUAAUCAUCAUCUUAAUCAACCUUAUCAUCAUUGUCAUUAUCACCAGAGUGAAUAAGAGAGUGAGAGAAAACAUCUUAGUUAACCUUGAUAACACGAUAAUCAUAAUAAGCCAACAAUUAACUAACCAACUUUGAAAUAAACAAAAAAGUUUCAUCAAAAGAAAAAACCUAAUGACAAAAAUUACGAUUAAAAAAACAAUUAUCAAGAAUAUACAUUUAAUUGUUAUGUUUAAUUACUAAUUAAUAAACAAGUAAAAAGCUGCGAAAGAAAUUAAAAAGAUUGAUAAUGACAACGAUGAUCAUGAUUUUGAUGACAAUGAAAAUUUAAUUAUAAUCUUAAAGUGAACAAUUAAAUAUUUCAUCUCAGAACUUUCUGAUAGAGUCGAAAGAGAAGAAGAAAAAAAAAUUCUAAUAAUAAAACAGUUACUAAAUUAGAAGAAGAAAACAAAGUGAGCUUUUUUUACUUCUCCUCUCUCUCUCUCUCUCUCUCUUCUAAUAUCAAAACCUCUCCCGUCGAACCUCCUCCUCCUCCUCCCACCACCGAACUCACUCUAUCCUUUUUAUCAUCCAAUUCUCUCUCUCUCCGAAAAUAAUUUCUCUCUUUUUUUUUCAUAUAUUCAGUUCCAACAUGAUGAAAGUUACCAUGACUUGAUCACUUUGUACCUUGUGAAAGUUAUAUAUACACAUAUAUACAUAUAUUAAUAAAGAGUUUUGGAAAAACAAUUAACCUUAUUAAGUUUUGUUAUUAAUAUAAUUGUUUAUUUAAUUAUAAGCAAUUAAGUUUUGUGUCAAUCCAUCAUCAAUCUAAUCUUCAUCAUCAACUUGAACAUCACCAAAUCAUCAUCAUCACAAUUAAUCUCACUCACUCACUCACUCACUCUCUCUCUCUCUCUCUCUCUCUCUCUCUCUCAAUCAUCUUUAUAUUUUAAUUUUCUUUCGUUGAUUAACUUGUUUAACUCUCAACAACAUCAACAAUCAACAAUCAACUUCCACUUUUCUUAUGAAACCAACAACAACAACAACACACCAACAAUUAAUAUAUUAAAUUACAACAAAUUAACCAUUGAAUUGAUAUUAUAUCAAUUGAUCCAGGAGAAGAAAAAAAAAGGAAAUACAAUAAAAGGAAAUUGGAUUAAAGGUUAAGUGAUAUUCUAAUUUAAUAAUAAUAACAAUUAAUUUUCAACCUUCAGAAUCAGUGUAAUCAUCUUUGGUCAUUAUUUGGUCAACAUCAAUAUCAAUUAUAUAACGAAAGUGUCUCUCUCUUGAUAACUUUUGUUUACUAUCAACAUCACUGUUUGUAAACAAAUACAAAUACACAGAAAGUGAGAGAGGGACUUCAAGUGAUUAAUCAAAUUAAAUAAAUACAACAACAACAACAACAACAACAACAAUCUAUGGAAGAUUAAUUGUUUUGUCAAACUGAUCAACACCAAUUCAUCAUUGAUAGAUGAACAUUAAAAUUAUUUGCUUGAAAGAUUUAAUAUCUUGAAUGAACAUAAUUACACCUCUGCAAAUCCUCCUGGUUAAUCAGCAACAAUCAACAUCAUUAGUAAUCAACGUUCAUCAUCAACACCCAUGUAGUUACACACAAAUAGUGAGAGAGAGGGAGAGUGAGAGAGAAAGUGAAAGAAAACAUAGAAUUUAAAUCAAUUUGGAAAUUUAUCAACGAAAAAUCGAACAAAAACAAACUCGAUAAGAAUAAAAUAAUAAUUUUCUCUUCAGUUUUUUCUAUCCCAAUGUUAUCAUGUUCGUGUGUGUGUCUCGGUGUUGGUGUCAGGGUUGAGAAAGUGAAAGGAAGGAAAUAGGAAGGAAAAAGAAGAAGAAAAAUUUCAAAGUAAAACCAAAGUGAAAUUUCAUCUCGAUUCUCAUCAUCCUCAUCCUUAGAAUCUUCAUCUUCAUCUUGAUCAUCAUCAUCAUUGAAUUUCAACCAAACAACGAGAUUGAGGAAACUUUUGAGAGAAAAAUAAAAUUACUCUCUCUUUCUCUUUCUCUCUCCAAUAAUAUUUUACUAUCAUCAUCAUUAUCAUUAUCAUCAAUAUCUAGAAGAGUAAAAUGAAUCAACUGGAAAUCAUUGGAAGAAAAAAUCAAUCAUGAUAAGUAGUAGCAUCUGAAAGUCACAAGCAGAAAGAUAUUGAUUUAAUUUGGUUGCAAGAGAAAAGGCAAAAAUAAUAACAGAAAGAGAGAAACAAACAAACAAAAAAGAUGAAGAGAUGAUGAUAAAGAUGAAGAUGGAAAGUGAAAUUCAACCUCUUCAUCCUCCAUUCAUCUUGUUGAUCAAUUGUUAGCAUCUCUCUCUCUCUCUUUCUCUCUCAACCUUUACAACCACCUACACCUCCUUGUCUUGCUCAUCAUCAAAUUAUCAACAUCAUCAUCAAGCUACUGUUAAUAUUGAAUCAUGUCAACAGAGCCAAAAAAUAAUCACAAUCAAAAAGUUUUCUUCAUCAAUAAUAAUCAUCAUCAGUAAUUGAAUAAAACAAACACACCAACAGAAAUUAAAAGUGUUCAAUUCAAAUUCAAGGAAUCAGUUAAUUAAUCUCUAUUAAGGUUUAUAAAUCAUUAUCAUUAUUAAUUGUGAUAUAUUGUCUGAGUGUUUUUAUUAUUAUGGUGAUGAAAUUUUUUCCAAGUUAAUUGUGACAAUUUAACGUCUUUUUUUUUGCUGGUGAUGACUAAAGAAAAUGUGAUUUCCAGUUAAUCCUUAAUGAUGAAUACAUGAUGAUUACACCAUCAUUUGAUUUCUAUUAUAAUUUAAGUGUAAUCAUCUGGAAUCCUGGUUAUCUAUUAAUUACCAGUCCACCCACAACAACAAUUAAACGUUUUCUAUUAAAUUCAAUACCAUCAUCAUCAUCAUCAACAACAACAAUUGUAUCAUCUUUGUUAAUAUUAUUACCUCUUACAAUUAAAUCACCAAUAAAUCAACUGCAACCAAAACUGAUUGAAAAUCACCACCAAUUGAUAUUAACACAGCAACAAUUUACCUCUUCAUCUUUAUCCCCUGAAUCCUCAAUAUCAGUGAAAAAAUCAUUAUCAUCAUCAUACAGAGAAAGAGGUAAUAAUCAUCAUCAUCAUCAUCUCCAUCUCCAUCAUCAUCCUGAAACAAAUCUAAUUGAUAAAAUCUCUAGCAUUUCAUUAUUAUCCAAUUUUUCAAAUUUUUCGUUACGUUGGUUAACCAAACCAAUAACAAUAAUAAUGGCUGACUAUUCAUCGGCUUUAUCAUCUGUUAACGCUGUUGCAGCUUCAGCAGCCAUGGCAGCAUUCACAUCAUCAAUUUCCUCUUCCUUUCCCGGUGCUGGGAUAAGUAAUAGUAACAGUAUCGGCAAUGGGUCACCGAUAACCAGGGUAACCUCAUCAGUUUUAAAUUCAAGUGAUUCGGGUUACGGGUCACCCAGUGAUACCUUAAUUACCUGGCAAGAGGUGACAAUUUUAUUAUUAAAGAUAAUAAGCUGUGGAAGUAUAAUAUUAAUGGCAAUUUUUGGUAAUUUAUUGAUUAUUAUAAGUGUUUAUCGUCAUCAACGAUUACGAAUAACAACCAAUUAUUUUGUUGUCUCGUUAGCCUGUGCCGAUAUCCUUGUCGCUCUUUUUGCCAUGACCUUUAAAGCCUCCGUAGCGAUAACUGGCCGCUGGUUUUUGGGUAAAUUGGUUUGUGACUUUUGGAAUUCCUGUGAUGUACUUUUCUCAACGGCUUCAAUAAUGCACCUUUGCUGUAUCUCGGUUGACAGAUACUAUGCCAUCAUUAAACCGUUAGAUUAUCCAAUGAAAAUAACCAAUCGUGCGGUGGCCAUAAUGUUAGCCGUUGUUUGGAUAAGCUCAACUUUAAUCUCAUUUGUACCCAUUUUCACUGGACUUUAUACCACAAGUGAACACAUGAUCUAUCAACAAUCCCAUCCGGAUGAGUGCUCAUUCAAAGUUAAUCUACCCUAUUCAUUAAUAUCAUCAUCCGUCUCAUUCUGGAUUCCCUGUACUGUGAUGUUGUUUACCUAUUGGAGGAUUUAUGUUGAAGCAACUAAACAGGAAAAAAUGUUAUAUAAACACACCCAAAUGAUACCCAAAGUCCAACAAACUCAUCAUCAUCAUCAUCAUCAUCACCAUCAUAAGCAUCAUUAUAAUACAUCAUCAUCUCAUCAUAGCCAACAACAACAACAAUUACAUACUCAAACAACAAAUUAUUCAACAGGGCCCAGUGUGGGUGGGGGAGGUACAACCAAUAAUAAUAACACUGCUAAUAACAAUAAUAAUAAGGAUAAUAAUAUUGUGACUUGUGGGAUUGGUACAAAUCCCUGUGCUACAACAACAACAACCGCCGCCGCCGCCGCGGCCGUGGCCACAACGACAACAACGGCGACAGCAACAACAACACUUACUAAUACCAAUGAUACUGGUAAUGGUUCCUCAUCAUCAGGAUCUCAUAUAACGGUACAUGCACCACCUCAUCGUAAUUCACACGGCGAUGAUACUGAAAGUGGACAAUCAACACCAACCAAACGUUGUAUUAAUAAAAUGAAACGUGAACAUAAAGCAGCUAAAACCCUUGGUAUCAUCAUGGGUGCUUUUAUCGCCUGUUGGUUACCCUUUUUUGUUACAUAUGUUACUCUAUCAGUGUGUGGUGAUUCUUGUGUUGAUUUUCCAGAUAUUGUGGUGGACACACUUUUCUGGGUGGGUUAUUUUAAUUCUGCCAUUAAUCCAGUAAUCUAUGCUUAUUUUAAUCGGGAAUUUCGUGAAGCCUUCAAGGAGACCAUACAAAAUGUUUUCUGUUGCUGUCUUCAAGUUGAAUGUUUACAAGGUCCAAGGAAUAAUUCAUCGAUACACUUUAAUUGUACCUACAGGUCAACCCAAGAUAUUGGCCUGGUCGAAAAUAAGUAUGUAAAAGAUUGACAAAUGGUGUAAAAGAAAAACAGAAAAAGAAACCCUUCCAUCACCCUUGACCUCUCCAAACUGACCACUACUCUCUCUCUCUCCCUCUCUCCCAGAAAAAGACACAAACACCAACAGCUAACUACGACUAAAAACAAGCUGAAAACUUAUACAUAUAAAUGAAUAUAUACAAAUAUAUAUAUAUUAUAGUUAUUAAUAAAAUAUUAUAUAAUUAAAUACGAUUAUCAAAAAGUUA